Molecule: messenger RNA, 900 nt
Organism: Chiloscyllium plagiosum (whitespotted bambooshark)
Lineage: Eukaryota; Metazoa; Chordata; Chondrichthyes; Orectolobiformes; Hemiscylliidae
Source: RefSeq, a predicted model, not a curated record
AUGGGCAAUGAAGCAGAUGUUCCAGCAAUCCCAGGGCCAGAAGCUGCUAAACAGCCUCUAAGGGGAGAGGUUGCAGCUCAAGUCCCCCUCAGGAUGGCCCGGAGUCCCGGAGGCAUAGAGUUCAGGAAUCCAAGAGGCCCAGAGUCCCGGAGUCCCAGAGUCCCAGAGUCUAGGAGGCCCGGAAUCCAGGAGGCCCAGAGUCCCGGAGUCCAAGAUUCCCGGAGUCCAGGAGGCCCGGAGUCCCAGAGUCCAGGAGGCCCGGAGACCCGGAGUCCAGGAGGCCCGGAGACCCGGAGUCCAGGAGGCCCGGAGGCCCGGAGUCCAGGAGGCCCAGAGUCCCAGAGUCCAGGAGGCCCGGAGACCCGGAGUCCAGGAGGCCCGGAGAUCCGGAGUCCAGGAGUCCAGGAGGCCCGGAGUCCAGGAGGCCCAGAGUCCCGGAGUCCAGGAGGCCCUGAGUCCCGGAGGCCCGUCCAGGAGUCACAGAGUCCAGGAGGCCCAGAGACCCAGAGUCCCGGAGUCCAGGAGGCCCGGAGUCCAGGAGGCCCGGAGUCUAGGAGUCCCCGAGUCCAGGAGUCCCCGAGUCCAGGAGUCCCAGAGUCCAGGAGGCCCGGAGUCCAGGAGGCCCGGAGUCCAAGAGGCUCAGAGUCCAGGAGGCCCAGAGUCCAGGAGGCCCAGAGUCCAGGAGACCCAGAGUCCUGGGGUCCUGGAGUCCCGGAAUCCAGGAGUCCCGGAGUCCCAGAGUCCAGGGGGUCCCAGAGUCAAGGAGGCCCGGAGUCCAGGAGACCAGGAGGCCCAGAGUCCAGGAGUCCCAGAAUCCAGGAGUCCCAGAGUCCAGGAGGCCCAGAGUCCAGGAGACCAGGAGGCCCAGAGUCCAGGAGUCCCAGAGUCCAGGAGUCCUAG